Molecule: messenger RNA, 1879 nt
Organism: Morus notabilis
Lineage: Eukaryota; Viridiplantae; Streptophyta; Magnoliopsida; Rosales; Moraceae
Product: cytochrome P450 71D11
Exons: 2
Coding region: 31-1560 (509 amino acids)
Molecular function (GO): heme binding; monooxygenase activity; iron ion binding
Source: RefSeq, a predicted model, not a curated record
UUAGUCCAAUCUUUUAUCUUCACUUUCCUCAUGGAUUACCAUUUUCCCUCUUUCCCAAUCCUGCUCAGCUCAUUCCUCUUUAUGUUUAUGGUGUUGAAAAUACUGAAAAGAAAAUCGAAAACCAUAAACUGUUCUUCGAAACUACCCCCGGGACCAUGGAAGUUGCCCAUCAUAGGAAAUUUGCACCAGCUUCUAGGCUAUUUGCCCCAUCAGGCAUUAAGAGAUUUGGCCAGGAAAUAUGGACCCUUGAUGUACAUACGAAUCGGACAGGUUCCAACUAUAGUGGUUUCUUCGCCGGAGUUUGCGAAAGAGGUGAUGAGAACUCAUGAUGCCAUCUUUGCAUCUAGGCCCCCCAUUCUUCUUUCAGAGAUCCUGCUCUAUAAUUCUACAGACAUCACCUUUUCCCCAAAUGGAGAGUAUUGGAGACAACUGCGAAAAAUUUGCAUACAGGAGCUCUUAAACACGGCAAGAGUUCAAUCCUUUAGACCCAUUAGAGAGGAAGAGAUGCUAAAUCUUGUAGGAUGGAUUGCUUCGAAUGCCGGAUCUACUAUCAAUCUCUCCGAGCGAAUCUCCUCUUCAAUACAUACCAUCACGGCACGAUCAGCUUUCGGUAAGAAAAGCAAAGAUCAAGAGGAGUUCAUGUUGAUCAUGAGGGAAGUUGUAAAGAUGGCGUCAGGUUUCGAUCUUGCGGACGUGUUUCCUUCUUUCAGUUUUCUCGAUCCUCUGAUUUUCGGUUCGAGGGCUAAACUCCAGAAGUUGCACCAGAAGUCUGACAGGAUAAUGAGUAGCAUCAUCAAGGAACAUAUGGAGAAGCAAGCAGCGAAAACUGGAGAAAGUCAAACAGUGACAGAAGACCUCGUAGAUGUUCUUCUAAAGUUUCAUAACAGUGACGUUGGAUUUUCACUAACAUCUGACAAUCUGAAAGCAGUAAUCUUUGACAUCUUCGGUGCUGGGACGGACACAUCUGCUACCUCUUUAGACUGGGCAAUGGCAGAACUGAUAAAAAAUCCAAGAGUCAUGAAGAGAGCACAAAAUGAGGUGAGACAAGUCUUUACCAGAAAUGGGUCGGUUGAUGAAACAGCUAUUAGUAAGAUGACAUAUUUGAAAGCUGUUGUAAAAGAGACACUAAGGUUACAUCUUCCUGCUCCCCUACUAUUACCAAGAGAAUGCGGAGAAAAGUGUGAGAUUAAUGGUUAUGAGAUACCUGCGAAAACUAGGGUCGUGAUUAACGGAUGGGCAAUCGAAAGAGAUCCUAGAUAUUGGUCUGACCCCGAGAGUUUUAUACCAGAGAGGUUUCUUGAUAGCCCUAUUGACUAUAAAGGAACAAAUUUCGAGUAUAUUCCAUUUGGGGCUGGAAGGAGAAUAUGCCCGGGCAUUGCGUUCGGGGUGAUUAAUAUUGAGCUUCCUCUUGCCAUAUUGCUAUACCAUUUUGAUUGGAAGCUCCCUAGUGGAAUGAAAAAUGAAGACAUAGACAUGACUGAGUUGUUUGGCCUUUCAGUUCGCAGAAAAGAUGAUUUGCACUUGAUUCCUGUUGCUUAUGACCCGUCAACUACUCGCUAAUGUAACAUCUGUUUGUUCGGAUCAUCCCUUGCUAACCAUGAUAAAAUGCGCGUGUUAUUUAAUAUAUAAAUCAUCAAAUGGCAUGUAGGACUAAUGUAUCGAAAAGUAACCGUCAAACAUCGGGACGUUAUCUUUUGGUGUUUUGUCUAUCAACGAGAAUGUUGCGGUUUUAAUGAAUUGGAAGAAUCAUCGGUCAAGUCUUUGCUAGGAAAUCUGGUUUUUUUCCACGCAUUCUAGUGAGUUUAUGUAUAUUCCAUGUUUCAUGAGAAAGCUUAGAAGCUUUAAGAGUAAUUAUUGUUAUGCAGAGCACUUUUUAUUC